This is a messenger RNA of Colletotrichum gloeosporioides, 1554 nucleotides long. RefSeq names its product Drug resistance protein. Gene Ontology annotation, biological process: transmembrane transport. Bases 1 to 1554 code for a protein of 517 amino acids. The record is from RefSeq and is a predicted model, not a curated record. The transcript is spliced from 2 exons. NCBI's taxonomy places the organism in Eukaryota, Fungi, Ascomycota, Sordariomycetes, Glomerellales, Glomerellaceae. Gene Ontology annotation, molecular function: transmembrane transporter activity. Gene Ontology annotation, cellular component: membrane.
AUGACACCGCGAGAAUGUCGAACAAGACAAACAAGAGACGCCGAGAACUCCCCUUCCCCUACGGACAUAGAUGUCGAACUUCUAGGCCGGCAGCGCCCGGCAGUGUUUGAGUCCUGGCUAACGGAGGUCGGCUUUUGCUCCUCACUACUUGGACUCAUGCUAAUGGGGGAAUAUCUUGUCGGUGGCUUUCACAUCAUCCUCCCCCAGCUUGCUUCCGAUCUAAAUAUCCCCAGCGAAUCCCAGACGUGGCCAUCGAGUGUAUUUUCCCUUGUUGCUGGCGCCUGCCUUCUCCCGUUCGGCCGAAUAAGCGAAAAGUUCGGAGGUUAUGUUACGUUCAACAUUGGUCUUGGAUGGUUCUUCGUUUGGACUCUGUUGUCCGGCUUCAGCCAUAAUUAUGUCAUGCUCAUAGCCUGUCGCGCUAUGGCAGGUUUGGGUAUUUCUGCAGUCCUUCCGGCCGGCAUUAUGAUGCUCGGCAAGACCUAUCGACCCGGACCUCGGAAGAAUCUCGUGUUCGCGCUUUACGGUUCCUUCGCUCCUAUUGGCUUUUUUUUCGGCAUAUUUAUCGGCGGUCUGACGGGGCAAUACUUGUCAUGGAGAUGGUACUUCUGGGUCGGCUCCAUGAUAUUGGGCGUGCUCAUCGCCAUUUCUUUCUUUUCCAUUCCGAAGGAUUAUGGCAACAAGCAUGAAGUGCAGAUGGAUUGGCUGGGUACUGUUACGAUCGUACCGGGUCUUGCGCUUCUUAUCUACGCCCUUACAGACAGUUCUCAGGCUCCAGAGGGGUGGAAAAGCCCCCAGAUUCUGGUCACCCUUAUCGUUGGCGUUCUCUUGCUAGCCAUCGGCUUUUACAUCGAGAAAUACGUCGCAUCCAGCCCGCUUCUUCCGCCUGACCUUUUCUCGACAAAGUACAUCAAGACUCUGAUGUUGGCCCUAUGGCUUACAUACGGUGUUUUCGGGCUUUUUCUGUUUUACAGCAGUUUCUACAUUGAGUUGGUUCUCCACGCACCGCCCCUGCUUACGGCUGCCUGGUAUGUUCCCCUGGCUGCUGGAGGGGUAAUAAUCGGGCUCGUGGGAGGUUUCACUCUCCAUUUACUCCCCGGAAGGCUUCUUUUGAUCCUUUCGGGUUGUGGAAGUGUUGUGUGUGUUCUACUUUUUGCCAUAAUGCCUGAAGAUCCAAGCUACUGGGCGUACGUCUUUCCGUCAAUGGUCUGUGCAACAAUUGGCAUCGACAUUGCUUUCACCGUCAGCAAUGUAUAUAUAACAACAUCUCUACCUCAACAUCAUCAAGGACUUGCUGGCGCUCUCAUCAACAGUCUGCUGUUUCUUGGAAUCAGCUUCUGGUUGGGCAUGGCGGACAUAGCUGUCCAUCAAACAACCGACUCCGGGCUCAGGUCCAGUUAUAAAUCGGCGUUUUGGGUUGGAGUAGGAGCAGCAACUGCCGCGGCUAGUCUUUUUUCCACUGUCAGGAUUGGGUCAGCGAGUAGUGACUUGACAAUGGAAGAGAAACGGCAGCGGGGAACAGCGGGCCAAUCAAUUUCGGAGGAUCAUCAGCCAUAA